CACCCCUCAACUAUCUUCGAACUUUCUUACUUUACACAGUAUCUCUCCCCUUUUCUCUGCUGUUUCUCUUUCCUAGAUGGGCCAUGCACGUUUCCACUUUCACAUCAAACUUCUUGCAGGAUUCUCUUUAAAGCCGAAUGCAAUCUACAACUUUUUUUUUUAUUUCAUUUACUUAAUCAUUUAAAACAUGUUAUGUUUCCAAGAAGGUUGGAUUCUCAUUGUGGUGAAGUUUCUUUUCUUUCUGACAAGCAGACAUGCUAGUGCUUUUCUGCAGAGCAGUUACCACUUUCCAGACCAGGAACAAGAAAACUUUGUCAAGACUCAUAAAGAAUUCGAUGUGGUGCAUCCUAUGAAAGUUGACUGGGAUGGAGUGUUUGUGUCUCACAGUUUAACCCAUCACAUCAACAAACACAGGAGAAAAAGAGACGCGAGAACAACGAACGCUCGGGUCUACUACAGAAUUCACCACAAGGGCCAGGAUUUGCUUUUUAAUCUUACUGUUAACCAAAAUCUACUUUCCCAUGGCUACGUGUUAGAGAGAAGAUACGGAAACCUUACUGGUGCCAAGAUGCAACCGCACUCAGAGAAUUCCUGUCAUCUCACUGGCACUGUUACUACGUGGAAGCAGGUCAACAAGGACAUUGGGUCGGCGGCUGUCAGCACCUGCAGCGGAUUGAAUGGAUUCUUCAGGUUAUCUAAUGGACAUUAUUUUAUUGAACCCAUUCGUAACUAUCAUCAGGAGGAGGGGGUGCAGCACCCACAUGUCAUCUACAGGAGGCAUUUUCCACAGUCGCCCCACAGGCAGCGACGUGACAUCCACUCAGGAGACAAGAUGAUGUGUGGACUUAAAGAUUCCACUAGAGACUUUUUGAAUGUAGAAAGGCAAAGAGAAAGCUGGGAGAGAAAACACCGGAACAACCACCGUCGAAUUUCCCAACGCUCUGUCAGCAAAGAACGAUGGGUAGAGACUUUGGUUGUGGCUGACUCCAAAAUGAUAGAGUAUCAUGGAAGUGAAAAUGUAGAGUCCUAUGUCUUUACUAUUAUGAAUAUGGUUGCUGGGAUAUUUCACGACCCGAGCAUUGGCAACGCAGUUCACAUUGUGCUCGUGCGGCUUAUUCUACUGGAAGAGGAGGAGAAAGGGUUAAAGAUUGUCCACCAUGCAGACAACACCCUCUCGAGUUUCUGCAAGUGGCAGAAGAGCAUCAACCCUAAAAGUGAUACCCAUCCAGCUCACCAUGAUGUUGCAGUGCUUAUCACCAGAAAAGACCUAUGUGCUGGGAAGAACCAGCCAUGUGAGACACUGGGACUCUCCCAUCUUUCUGGAUUGUGCCAGCCCCAUAGAAGCUGUAAUAUCAAUGAAGACUCAGGGCUCCCUGUAGCAUUCACAGUUGCACAUGAACUGGGCCACAGUUUUAGUAUCCACCAUGAUGGGCAGGGAAAUGACUGUGAACCAGUUGGAAGACACCCCUUCAUCAUGUCCCGCCAACUACAGUAUGACCCUUCACCCCUGACAUGGUCACACUGCAGCAAGGAGUACAUUACCCGCUUCUUAGAUCGUGGCUGGGGCUCAUGUUUGGAUGAUCGUCCAUCUAAAAAAGACCUGACAGCCCCCAUUGUCGCCCCUGGAGUUCUGUACGACAUCCACCAGCAGUGUCAACUCCAGUAUGGACCCAACACCACCUUCUGUGAUGAGGUUGAGAAUGUAUGCCAGACCCUCUGGUGCUCAGUAAAUGGAUCAUGUCGUUCCAAGCUGGAUGCAGCCGCAGAUGGUACCUGGUGUGGAAAGGAAAGGUGGUGCCUUUCUGGAGAGUGUGUGGUUGUGGGGAAGCGCCCUGAUAAAAUGAAUGGGAAAUGGGGCAUGUGGAGUUCCUGGUCCCACUGCACACGGACCUGCGGUGCUGGAAUUCAGUCUGCAGAGAGACAGUGCAACAACCCACAGCCGCAGUUUGGAGGCAAGUACUGCACAGGAGAGCGCAAGCGGUAUCGAAUAUGUAACACCAAAGCCUGUCCCCAGGACAGGCCCACUUUCAGAGAAAUGCAGUGCAGUGAAUUCAACACGGUGCCCUACAAGAAUGAGCUGUAUGAGUGGAUCCCAGUCACUAACACCUUAAACCCCUGCGAGCUUCACUGUCGGCCUGUUGAUGGACAAUUUUCUGAGAAAAUGUUGGACGCUGUCAUAGAUGGGACCUCAUGUUUUGAUGACAAUAACAGCAGAAAUAUCUGUGUCAAUAGUGUUUGUAAGGACGUAGGAUGUGACUAUGCAAUCGACUCCAAUGCUGUUGAAGAUCGCUGUGGGGUGUGUCUUGGAGAUGGUUCUGGCUGUCAGACUGUGACAAAGAUGUUUGAUGCAAGUGAAGGGUCAGGGUACGUUGACGUGGGCUUGAUUCCGAAGGGUGCGAGGGAUAUAGUAGUGAUAGAGGUCGAGGAAUCUGGAAACUUCUUGGCCUUGAGGAGUGAAGAUCCAGAGAAGUAUCACCUGAAUGGCCAAUUCAUUAUCCAGUGGAAUGGAGAAUAUAAAGCAGCUGGAACAACUUUUUUCUAUGAGAGAAGUGGGAACCUGGAGAACCUGACUUCACCAGGACCAACUAAGGAGCCUGUGUGGUUACAGCUGCUUUUUCAGGAGAGAAACCUGGGAGUGAAAUAUGAGUACACUAUAAAAAAACACCAGAAAAAAGAAAAUGAGGUUGAAGAACCAGAGUAUAUAUGGAAGUAUGGAGCCUGGACUGACUGCACUGCCACUUGCGGGACAGGAGUUCAACGACAGCCUGUCAGAUGCAUAGAGAAGGGGAGUGGGGUGGUGGAAGAGACAUUGUGUAACCCAGAAACACGCCCUGAAGGCAGGCAAAAGAAGUGCAAAAACCAGGACUGCCCAGCACGGUGGUGGGUUGGGGAGUGGCAGGCCUGUUCCAUGACCUGUGGUCCUUCUGGUCUCAAGAAGCGCACAGUCUUUUGUAUUCGAACAGUUGGGGCUGAAGAACAGGCACUGCCGCCUUCAGAGUGCAGGCACCUACUCAAGCCAAAGCCCCAGGUGCCAUGCAAUAGAGAUGUGCUGUGCAGCUCACAUUGGGUUGUGGAUAACUGGAGCGAGUGCUCAGUUACAUGUGGGGGAGGAAUACGGACCAGAGGAGUGACUUGUCCCUCAACUGCUAAAAAGGCUUGUGAUAUUUCAAAGAAACCAAAUUCCAAAUCGCUGUGUGGUCUUCAGAACUGUCUUUCUAAUAAGAAAUAUUCUUCUCCUCUGUUUCCAAAAAUAAGAAGAAUAGUCCAUGAAAGCCUACCCCGAAACCCAUCUCAAAAGCCCAUUGGUGCUCCUUCUGGAAAAAUUAUCUGGCCCAAACUGACCAGGAAUAACCUCACCAUAACAACAACUAGUCAGCCUUUUCACACCACUCAACCAGCCACUGUUGCAACUUCUUUUAUCCAAUAUAGUAUGGGUGCUAUUACGAAAGAUAACUUAGGUGGUGAAGAUUAUGAUUACAACUUCAUCACUUUUGGUAAUUCAAGCACAAGGAAGUCUCCCAGACCACUGAGCAGCAAACCACCUGACCCCUCAUUGAAAGACAAAACGUUGAAAAACUUAACACCCGGUUAUGACUACAUUACAGAUGACUCUACCUUUGUCUCUGGUGAGGUGGAUGGAACACCAGAGGAAAAUACUAGUCCUUCAGACUAUUAUAGAACUACUGAACCAAGUUUGCCCUCUGCCAGGAACUCUGUGGAUGCAUCCCCAUGUUAUCGAGUUACAUCUACCAGAAAGCCUGGCAUUAAACUAGAUCAUAAACAAAAGCCAAGUACAACUACAGGAGUGCCUGUAACCACUCAAAUCAUUCACCCAAAUGCAGAAAAGACGACAAAAAGUAACCAUAUAAAUGUAACUGUCUUUCCUAAAGUUAAUGUCUUAAAAGCUAAACCAAGGAAUACGGCAGAUCAGGGGGAAUCAACCACUACCACUCAAAUCCCAGAAGGUUACAGCGCUAAACAAGGAGACCUCUUUACCAUCACUUCAGACAAUAAAAACUUUGACACCAGGGACCAUUUAAAAAAUUAUGUUUUUUGGGUUGUGGGCAACUGGAGUGAGUGCUCUACAACUUGUGGACUUGGAGCAGUUUGGAGAACAGUCAAGUGCAGCACUAAUGAGGAGUCCCACUGUGAAAACAUCAAAAGACCGGACCCUGCCAGAAGGUGUCAUCUCCGCCCAUGCACAACCUGGAAAAGUGGAAAUUGGAGUAAGUGCUCUGAAAACUGCCAAGGUGGCACAAAAUCACGAGAUGUGCAAUGCAUAGAUGCUCAGACAACACGACAGCUCCGACCUUUCCACUGUCAGCCUCUUGGAUAUAAGCCUCCUACUACCCUGGCUUGCAAUCGGGAAUCCUGUUUGGAAUGGCAGCAGACACCAUGGAGUGAGUGUUCAAAGAGUUGUGGGUCUGGCCAUUGGGAGCGACUUGUCUAUUGCCCGAAAUACAAUCGUUGCAACAUGAAAGAAAGGCCUAACAGUACUGAACCCUGCAAUAUUCAACCCUGUACCAAGUGGGUCACGGAUGCUUGGGAAGAGUGUACAGUCCCCUGUGGUGGAGGUGUGAAGCACAGGAUUGUGAAAUGUGUAAAUGAGGAAUCCAAGACAGUAGAAGACAGACGCUUUUGUGAAGCGAAGACAAGACCUGCAGCUCUCCAGAACUGUAACCAGCAUAAGUGCAAAAAUAAUAAAGCUCCUUCCUGCAUCAAAGACAGCCUGUCCACUAGAUUCUGUGAGAAGCUGAGGUUGCUUGGAAGGUGUUCGUUGAUAACGAUACAGAAGCAGUGCUGCCUAACCUGCCUCAGUUCAUAUCAGACUCUGGAUUCCAGAUAAGCAGACUCUGUGACUCUGCAACUUCCACUGAAAUCAUAAGGAAAGUGUUAUCUGUAUUUCCAAACUGACUUGAACCCUAAAUGUUAUUCUUGGCACAGAAUAUUCAAACUUGGGUUUAAUAUACAUAUUUUUCAUUGUGCCUCGUUGUUUUGUUUGUUGUAUUAACUGCCUCAACACAUCAUUAAAAAUGUUCACAUAUACUGUAAUAUACAGUAUACAUAUGUUUGCAGGCAGAUUUCAACUGCGGUCAUAUACAGUUUGUUUUACAGUUUGUCAGUAAAGAGCCUUAGACCCCAUAGAAGCAUCUGUCUAAUCGGUACACAAUGUGAAUGGAGGGUAUACAAACUCAAAAUCAGGCAUUCUCAUAUUCUAUUGGAUUAUUAAAAGUUCAGCCAAGAUCCCAAACAUUUGUUUUCAUCUGAGCCGUUUCCACACUUACAAGUCUGCUUAAUAAAUAGUUUAUAUUAGUUAUAUUAUAUGGUCAUAAUAAAUUAUGGUUCUGCUUAAGGAUCUUAGGGUUUCAUGGGGCCUGCUGGAUUGAAUUGACUACAUCCCAGAACUGUUAAUACUGGCUUGAAAUCAACAAAUAGAAAUCAUGUAGCACUUUGUAUUACUUAAAAAGUUUCCCUCCAAUACACCAAAAUCUAACUAGUCUUUUUGACCACAGCUGAGUUAUAUAUGUUAGGAUUAAGUAAUUGCUUUGUGAGAUACACAUGCAUAUUCUCGUAAUCCAUCUUGUUGAAUACAGUGUAUUUCAUUUGGAGAUGUGUAUGCAUGUUCUGUACAGGCAGUGAGAAAAGCACAGUGCCUGUGAAUUCUUACUUUUUUCAUCAUUGAGGUGUGUAUCUAGUAAGUAGACGUGCUUUACAUUAGAUUAGAUUUCAGUGUUACUGUACAGGCUAUAGGGUUUAAAACACAACGCAUUACUUUCUGCUAUGUUGUACGUAUUCCUGCAAUAUCUUUUUUUAACAUAAUUGCAAUUGUUUUGAUAUUUUUAUCAACAUAUUCCAACAUAAAUCAGUUUUGAGUAGUAAUUUUUGUUUCAGAUCGUUUAUGCAUUGGGUCUUCUCUUCAGAAUAGCUUUUGAAUUCACAACAUCGGCAGGUUGAAUUCAACCUGUUCAGAAACAUUUAAUUGGUUCCCACCCAAUUCCUCUCAUAAAAUUCAACAUUUUGAAUGGUUCAUCUGUCCGUUAGCUUUGCCAGGAUUCUCCCUGCUCACACAGGUUCAGAGGGGCGGGAACAAGUUUACAAAUAUACAUGACAAACCCUGUAUAGUCACAUCGGCUUUACAGCAAAGAUGCAAGAUGCCUCCAACUUUAUGACUAUGUAUGUUUGUACUCAAAAUGUGCAAAAGACACUGUUGCACGGAACACUUUAUAACCUAGGCAGUGAAAUCUGCUGUCCAUCUAAACACUGUUGUGUUAGUUUGUAGAGUCCUUGCUUUAGGUUUUAUUACUGGUUCUUAUUCUAUAAAUCAUCCAAAUGCAGUUAAAGAAAGAAGAAAAAAACAUUUCAAAUGAAAUAUGUAUGCCUGGAUAUACAGGAUGGGUAAAACAAUAGCCCAUUCAAUGCAUAACAUUCUUAAAUUAAGAAAGUUGUCAAAGCUUUAAAAUCCAGUCAACUUAGUGGCCACUUGAUUGGACUGUCAUUCAGUAGAUAUUGCCCAUGUUGUAUAAAGUUUUCCCUAUGUGUGUUUGUGUGUGUGUGUGUUUCUAUAUAUUAUUAGUUUGAAUCCAUUCUAAUCGUCUUUUUUUUUUUUUUUUUUUUUUUUUUUUUACUUUUAAGGUCAACCUCAUGUUUUAAACAAGUUUACAAAUGCUUUAGCUGAAACAUCGCCAUUUAAAAAAAUACUUUUAAUAAUAUACAUUUAGAAGCCUGUACAAAACAUAACCUUGCCUACAAUGAAAAUAGUUUUGCUGAUACAGUAUUUUUCCUGGCAAAAUGUUCCUUUAAUGGUGCUCUUCAACAAGGUGCUGUCAUUUUUUUUAAUACAAUAGGUGUUGCAGGUCAGCACCAUUUUUUUUUAUUAAUUACUGUAUGUUUAUAUAGUGUUUUUAUAAAUGUGUGCUUUUAUUAUUUUAUAACUAGCUUUAACAAGAUGCGUGUAAUGAUUAAGCAUGCCCUUACAGAAAUGCAUAACAAUCUGUCAUAUUUCCUCUGUUUACAGUGUAAGUAAGGUGCUAUUCCAAUGUACUGAAUUCAUUAUUUCAUUUCAAGGUGAAGUCUCUAUGCUAUUUGUACUCAUGUAGGUGUUUCCUCCCAUGAUUUGUUGGUUUAUUUACUCUGGGGUAUAAUGGCAUGAACUGUUAUUAAAUUGUUGUUUUGUGGCAUACAGUCUACCAGUAAAUCUUCAGAUGUUAGUAAUAAUAUGAUACAGAGUUAAAGCAAUACAAGACAAAUGGGUCCUAAUCACAAAGCUUUAACUUAUUGAAUACGUUUUUUCACAGUGUGUUUUAUGAAUAAUGUAAACUCAAGCUUAAGUCAUCAAUAACCUCAGUAAGCUGACAGGGUGACAUUCUACAUUCUAAAAUAAUGUAAUGUUUGUUUGUUUUUUCAUUGAAAAAUGUUUGAAGGGAGAUUUUGGAUGAAAAUCACUUUGUAAUGAUUAAUAAAAAAUACAAAUAAAACAGUUUCGGUCAAAGUUGCAGGAGUUCAAUUAGGCUGUGCAGUUUUCAGUUAUUUGUUGUCACAGUCAUUGAUUGCUGUUAAGCUGCAAAAUCCUGCAGCGCUAGAACAACUGAUACAAAAAUAACAGCAGGGCUAAUAAUGUAAGUCUGCAAGGCAAAGGGAGGCUAUGUGGUCCAGUGGUUAAAGAAAAGGGCUUGUAACCAGGCAGUUCCCAGUUCAAAUCCCACCUCAGUCACUUACUCAUUGUGUGACCCUGAGCAAGUCACUUAACCUCCUUGUGCUCCGUCUUUCGGGUGAGACGUAAUUGUAAGUGACUCUGCAGCUAAUGCAUAGUUCACACACCCUAGUCUCU
Molecule: messenger RNA, 7828 nt
Organism: Acipenser ruthenus (sterlet)
Lineage: Eukaryota; Metazoa; Chordata; Actinopteri; Acipenseriformes; Acipenseridae
Product: A disintegrin and metalloproteinase with thrombospondin motifs 12-like
Exons: 24
Coding region: 188-4846 (1552 amino acids)
Biological process (GO): extracellular matrix organization; proteolysis
Cellular component (GO): extracellular matrix
Molecular function (GO): metalloendopeptidase activity
Source: RefSeq, a predicted model, not a curated record